Hyaena hyaena (striped hyena) is the source of this 3662-nucleotide messenger RNA. It is a transcript of the gene ADARB1, whose product is annotated as adenosine deaminase RNA specific B1. The record is from RefSeq and is a predicted model, not a curated record. The transcript has 10 exons. Lineage: Eukaryota; Metazoa; Chordata; Mammalia; Carnivora; Hyaenidae. Bases 148 to 2253 code for a protein of 701 amino acids. Gene Ontology annotation, molecular function: double-stranded RNA binding; double-stranded RNA adenosine deaminase activity; tRNA-specific adenosine deaminase activity. Gene Ontology annotation, biological process: RNA processing; adenosine to inosine editing. Gene Ontology annotation, cellular component: cytoplasm; nucleolus.
UCUUUCCUUGUUCUGGCUCGUGACCGUUCGUACAAAUCCUCUGACUCUCCAGGCGUCCGCGCACUUGGUUUUCCUGAGAAGGAUUUACUCAAGGACACAGACAGAAACCGUCUCCGCCAGUCAAGAGACCCUCCCAAGCACUUUGCCAUGGAUGUAGAAGAUGAAGAAAACAUGAGUUCAAGCAGCACAGAUGUUAAGGAAAGCUGCGGUCUGGACAGCAUGCCCCCCAAGGACGGCAGCGCCCCCGGGCCUGGCGAGGGCAUCCCGCUCUCCAACGGGGGCGGCGGGGGCACCGGCCGGAAGCGGCCCCUGGAGGAGGGCAGCAACGGCCACUCCAAGUUCCGCCUGAAGAAGAGGAGGCGGCCGCCCGGGCCCGCGCUGCCCAAGAACGCCCUGAUGCAACUGAACGAGAUCAAGCCCGGCCUGCAGUAUGCGCUGCUGUCGCAGACGGGGCCGGUGCACGCGCCCCUGUUCGUCAUGUCCGUCGAAGUGAACGGGCAGGUGUUCGAGGGCUCCGGCCCCACCAAGAAGAAGGCCAAGCUGCACGCGGCGGAGAAGGCCCUGCGCUCUUUCGUUCAGUUCCCCAACGCCUCCGAGGCGCACCUGGCCAUGGGCAGGACCCUGUCCACCAACACGGACUUCACGUCCGACCAGGCCGACUUCCCCGACACGCUCUUCAACGGCUUCGAGACCCCGGACAGGUCGGACGCGCCCUUCUACCUGGGCUCCAAUGGCGACGACUCCUUUAGUUCCAGCGGGGACCUCAGCCUGGCCGCGUCCCCGGCGCCCGCCGGCCUCGCACAGCCGCCCCUCCCCGGCCCUCCGCCGUUCCCGCCCCCGAGCGGGAAGAACCCUGUGAUGAUCCUGAACGAGCUGCGGCCGGGACUCAAGUACGACUUCCUGUCGGAGAGCGGGGAGAGCCACGCCAAGAGCUUUGUCAUGUCCGUGGUGGUGGACGGCCAGUUCUUCGAGGGCUCGGGCAGGAACAAAAAGCUCGCUAAGGCCCGGGCUGCACAGUCGGCCCUGGCGGCCAUUUUUAAUUUGCACUUGGAUCAAACACCGUCUCGCCAGCCCAUCCCCAGCGAGGGCCUUCAGUUGCAUUUACCGCAGGUGUUAGCGGACGCCGUGGCCCGCCUGGUGCUCGACAAGUUCGGUGACCUGACAGACAACUUCGCCUCUCCUCACGCACGUAGGAAAGUCCUUGCCGGCAUCGUCAUGACAACAGGCACAGAUGUGAAAGAUGCCAAGGUGAUAAGCGUGUCUACGGGCACCAAGUGCAUCAACGGCGAGUACAUGAGUGACCGUGGCCUUGCGCUAAACGACUGCCAUGCAGAGAUCAUCGCGCGGAGAUCCUUGCUUAGAUUUCUUUAUACACAGCUUGAGCUUUACUUAAAUAGCAAAGACGAUCAAAAACGAUCCAUCUUUCAGAAGUCAGAGCGCAGCGGGUUCAGGCUGAAGGACAGCGUCCAGUUCCACCUGUACAUCAGCACGUCUCCCUGUGGGGACGCCAGAAUUUUCUCACCACACGAGCCGAUUCUGGAAGAACCAGCGGACAGGCAUCCAAACCGCAAGGCCAGAGGACAGCUGCGGACGAAAAUAGAGUCUGGCGAAGGCACGAUUCCGGUGCGGUCCAACGCCAGCCUGCAGACGUGGGACGGGGUGCUGCAGGGCGAGAGGCUGCUCACCAUGUCCUGCAGCGACAAGAUGGCCCGGUGGAACGUGGUGGGCAUCCAGGGGUCGCUGCUCAGCAUCUUCGUGGAGCCCAUUUACCUCUCGAGCAUCAUCCUGGGCAGCCUCUACCACGGGGACCACCUCUCCAGGGCCAUGUACCAGCGGAUCGCAAACAUAGAAGACCUGCCGCCGCUCUACACCCUCAACAAGCCUCUGCUCAGCGGCAUCAGCAACGCGGAAGCGCGGCAGCCAGGGAAGGCGCCCAACUUCAGCGUCAACUGGACGGUGGGUGACUCGGGCAUCGAGGUCAUCAACGCCACGACGGGGAAGGACGAGCUGGGCCGUGCGUCCCGCCUGUGUAAGCACGCCUUGUACUGUCGCUGGAUGCGUGUGCACGGCAAGGUUCCCCCCAACCUGCUUCGCUCCAGGAUCACUAAGCCCAGCACGUACCACGAGUCCAAGCUGGUGGCGAAGGAGUACCAGGCCGCCAAGGCGUGUCUGCUCAGAGCGUUCGUCAAGGCGGGGCUGGGCGCCUGGGUAGAGAAGCCCACAGAGCAGGAUCAGUUCUCUCUCACUCCCUGACCUGGGGCGCGGGGGCGCGGGGCGCCGGGCGGCCGGCGCUGGCUCUGGGACGUCCCGUGUGGACCGGGGCAGGCGUGCACGUCGGGGCGGGGGGUUGGGGCCCGGCGUCCCCACCUGGCACCUUCUGCGGCGGCGGUACCCCUUUGAUUACCCAGUGACUGCUUUCAAUCUCCGUUUACGUUUAGAAAUUGAGUUCUACUGAGUAGGGCUUCCUUAAGUUUAGGAAAGUAGAAAUUUGUGUGAAAUUUUUGAAUAAAUAAUUUAUUCAGAGUUAGGAACGUGGUUUAUAAAAUAAGUAAUUAUAUCAGGUCACUCUUACGCCACAUUAUCUUAUGUGUGAAGAAGGGGAGAGCGUAGGGAGAGAGGUAGAGGCGUGGCCUGAAGAGCGUGUCACGGCCGUGUUACCGGCGGGUCCCCUGCCCGCCCACGCGACCUUCAGUGGCUCCCCCAGCCUGCCCGGGAGAAGACCCCCACGACGGGCCCAGCCCAGCGCACACACGCGGCCCCUGGUGUGGGGACGGAGUGCGUCCGCAUGGGCAUGGCCUGGUCCCUGUAGCCGCUAGCCCCCUGGAAGCUUCUGUGCCCUCCUAGGAUUGCAUCACGGAAAACUUGGGUUAGUUCACUUCUGACUGGUCAAAGGUAAAACAUGGGCAGGAAUCGUGGCCAUUCGUUUGAGGGGUUUCUACAGUAUUCAACGCUUGGCGGCCAGGAGGAGCCCACAGAGCUGCUGCAGUUUCCUUCCUUCCUCUGAAUCUAACGGGUGUGGCUGACUCUCCAGACAUCCCCCCAGAACGGAAGUAGAGUUAAUUAGGUAGAUGUACUCAUUCUUAGAAAAUGCCACCUAAGGCAUGUUUUUAAAUCAAGCUUUAUCAAAGACGUGUUUGAAGUCAGUAUUCAAACGGCCGCGGACGCCGUCCCCACCAGGGUCUGCACGUUGAUUGUCACGGCAGGGAAGGGGUGCUGCUGGCGUCAGGGUGACCCGGGGACGCUGCCCCACACCCCACAGCGCCCAGGGUGGCCCCGGGCCGAGCCAGCAGACGGUCAGGAGCGCGGGCAGGGGUCCUGGGUGGCGCCUCGACCUGAGCUCAGAGAUUUGCACCAAUUGCCUUGUUUCUUCCACUCAGGAUCAGACAGGAACCCGAGGAGGUGCUGGGUCAGGAAGUGGGGGGUCUCGCGGGUGCCGUAGGCAGAGACGGGAGGCGCCACCCCAUCUUUGUGGACUCAGAAGACCUAGAACAGGGGCAGAGCAGCCCCUUGGCCCAGACCCCACAUGCUCAGAGCAGGAGGUUCAGACCAGAAGCACAGAGCCUCCUGGCGUCUCUGUGGGUCCCUGGGGGGCCGGUGGCACCGGUGGGUCCAGAGCAGGGACUGACCAGGCAGAGGAGCGAGCCCCGCCCACACCAGCCAGG